CAAUCGCGGUAUGGGUUGACACCGACCGAAAGCAAGCUUGCCAACGCGUGGCCAUCUGUUAUUCAUAUUGCAGCAUGCUAUCAAGUUUAGAGAUGGCACACUUUUCACUUUCUAUUGUGUGUGAUAUAGCUAGCUAUGUAGUUCCUAUAGCUAGUUAGUGCUUGGUAGUGUAACGUUACUGCUGUUGUUUUUUGUCUGUAGUGAUUGUUUUAGCUAACUUAAGCUUGUUAGCUAACGUUAGGGGAAAUGGCAGAGUUACUGCAAAGAUGUAACGUUUUGAAAUUUGGUUGGCGACUCCUGAAGUCAAGUCACGCAGGAGCAGGCAAACAACUGUAUAUCUCAUCACAGAGUUCCAGAAAUGGCCACAACUUCUUCGGGCUUCUCUUCGACAUCGAUGGGGUGCUAGUGCGGGGCCGCACACCCAUCCCUGCAGCCAAACAGAUCUUUAGGAGCUUGGUGGACAGGAAGGGGAAGUACAAAGUGCCUGUGGUGUUUGUGACCAACGCAGGGAACUCUAUGAGGCAGACCAAAGCUGAACAACUGUCGCACCUGCUGGAAGUGGAGGUGUCUCCAGACCAGGUGAUGCUGUCCCACAGUCCUUUGCGUAUGUUCAGUCAGUAUCACAACAUGUGUGUGCUGGUGUCAGGCCAGGGCCCAGUGCUGGAGGUGGCUCACAAUCUGGGAUUUCAGAAUGUUGUGACCAUAGACAUGCUGAGGGAUGCCUAUCCGCUUCAGGACAUGGUGGAUCACAACAGAAGACCCAAAGACAUGGUUCCACCAAGUAAAGAUUUACCCCCGAUAGAAGCCAUCAUUCUGUUUGGUGAGCCAGUCAGAUGGGAGACCAACCUCCAGCUAAUAAUGGACGUGCUCUUAACCAAUGGGAAGCCUGGGAAUGCCCUGACAACACUGCAGUACCCUCACAUUCCAGUGCUGGCCUGUAACAUGGACCUGAUGUGGGUGGCUGAGGCCAAGAACCCCAGGUUUGGUCACGGUAUGUUUCUGGUGUGUCUGGAGAGUCUGUAUAAGAAGGUGACUGGCUGUGAGCUGAAGUAUGACGCUCUGAUUGGAAAGCCCAGUGUGGUGACCUAUAACUAUGCUGAGCUGCUCAUCAGACAGCAGGCUGAGAGUCUGGGCUGGACUGAACCUGUGGAGAGACUCUACGCCAUUGGUGACAACCCCAUGGCAGACAUCUACGGUGCCAACCUCUACAACCGCUACCUACAGUCCUGCCACCGCACCCGAGCCCUGAUGCAGCUCGGAGGGGGGGAGCCUCAGAGCCAACCCCUGGAGGACCCCCACGAAAUGACCUGUGCUGAGAUGGGAGGAGUUACAGGGGCGUACGGGGGCGAGGAGCCCCUCCCUGUGGGGUGCAGCUCCAUCCUGGUGUGUACGGGGGUGUACAGCCAGGACCAGCAGGAACUGCCCCCUGACCCCAGGCAUUCUGUUACAGAGCAUCGGAUCUUCCACGGUCACAGGGACUUCCGCUUUGACCCCAACCUGACCCAGCCAUCCUUCAUGGUGCAGGAUGUGAAGGAGGCUGUGGAGCUGGUGUUCCAGCAGGAGGGAUGGCCUCUGGAGUAGGGGCCCGAGUCUCAAUACUGCUCUGUCCCCUGGUCACAGCACUGCUCUGUCCCCUGGUCACAGCACUGCUCUGUCCCCUGGUCACAGCACUGCUCUGUCCCCUGGUCACAGCACUGCUCUGUCCCCUGGUCACAGCACUGCUCUGUCCCCUGGUCACAGCACUGCUCUGUCCCCUGGUCACAGCACUGCUCUGUCCCCUGGUCACAGCACUGCUCUGUCCCCUGGUCACAGCACUGCUCUGUCCCCUGGUCACAGCACUGCUCUGUCCCCUGGUCACAGCACUGCUCUGUCCCCUGGUCACAGCACUGCUCUGUCCCCUGGUCACAGCACUGCUCUGUCCCCUGGUCACAGCACUGCUCUGUCCCCUGGUCACAGCACUGCUCUGUCCCCUGGUCACAGCACUGCUCUGUCCCCUGGUCACAGCACUGCUCUGUCCCCUGGUCACAGCACUGCUCUGUCCCCUGGUCACAGCACUGCUCUGUCCCCUGGUCACAGCACUGCUCUGUCCCCUGGUCACAGCACUGCUUGCCAAGUCGAUUAACAGCAGCUCAAUGUCUGGGUCUCUGAGGCUGUGUUUACACAGGCAGCCCAAUUCUGAUUUAUUUUCUUAUCUUUUUCAGAGCUGAUCCGAUUGGUCAAAAGACAAAUGAGUGUCAAGAAAAUCUAAAUUGUGCUGCCUGUGUAAACACAGCCUCUCUUUGGUUAGGACAGGGUCUAAUAGUUGACAUAGACCCCUCUGUGACCAAGAAACCUCUAAACGUCCUCCUCAACCGCCUCACUCGGCCAUGCUAGUACAGUCACUCAUACAGCCAAUUACAUCACACGUCUAGAAUGUCCGUGCACAUUUACCAUACUGUACUGCCGUUGAGAUUUCCCUAACUUUUACAUUUCUGUUACGUGUCCUGUUCUACGGAGUGUAGCAUGCUGACUAGACCUGCCAAGUUCCAUGCACGAGCAUUGCGAAAUGAAUGUAUGCAUGUUAUUCAAUCAUUUCAUCCAAACUGCACGCGGGUGUCUGCGUAGUCAGGUGCUAAACAUAGAACUUUCAACUCACUGAAUGUGACUUUCAACUCACUGAAUGUGAGGUUAACUAGGUUUCCGCUCUUGUGUUUUAAUUGUCGACUUGUAUUUCAAAUGUGUCAAUUCUACAAUGAUCCACAAAAAAAAUACCUUAUUUAUUUUUGCGUAAACUAACCCAAUAUUUAUUUCCCAGAACAAAUUGGCAAAUUUUUAUUUUUUUUACCUUUAUUUUACUAGGCAGUUAAGAACAAAUUCUUAUUUUCAAUGACGGCCUAGGAACAGUGGGUUAACUGCCUGUUCAAGGGCAGAACGACAGAUUUUGUACCUUGUCAGCUCGGGGAUUUGAACUUGCAACCUUUCGGUUACAAGUCCAAUGCUCUAACCACUAGGCAACACUGCCAUUCCCCAAAUGAAUAUAAUUGAUUUUGGUAUUUUAAUCUGCGUGUCAUGAACGCGUCUGGUGGGGAGAAACAAAAUCAACAUGUGUACGAUGAUGUAAUGCUGUCUGUUGUGGCUAUCAUGACUGUUUUUGGCUUGAUGAAUAAUAUUCUUAGUGGACUGAAUACAUAAAAUACACUGAUAGGCCAUUUUACUUUACUGUGAUGGGUUAGCUUUUACAAUAUAUUUAUCUGUCUGCCAUGUCUAUCCAGACUUGUUACAGGAACAACUUCAUGCAAGUGACCAGUUUAUGUCCAGGAAUGUCCUUUGAUGGACUUCUUUGAUGCAAGGCUAGUUGUUCCAUUUACCAUGAACUAAACAGGUGCUACAUAUCUGGCUGUGUUCAAGUAAGGUUUGGAGCGUCUUUCAAUAGCCAUUAGCUUGUGAAGGCAGGCCGUUGUGGGGAUGUAAAGCAUUUUGUGGUAUUUAAAAAUAUAUAUUUUUAUGUGAUUGUUAUGGAGUAUUUUAUGCAGGGAUGUCAAAUUUUUUAGGUAUGUUCAAUUGGCCAAAGGUUCUGAGGGAAAGAUGUGACUGUGGAAUUGUCAUAAAUGCAACACUGUAUUUGACAAAUUGAAGGGCAAUAAAAUGUUCACUGAAACCAG
Oncorhynchus kisutch (coho salmon) is the source of this 3641-nucleotide messenger RNA. It is a transcript of the gene hdhd5, whose product is annotated as haloacid dehalogenase like hydrolase domain containing 5. Gene Ontology annotation, biological process: glycerophospholipid biosynthetic process. Gene Ontology annotation, cellular component: mitochondrion. The record is from RefSeq and is a predicted model, not a curated record. Bases 247 to 1581 code for a protein of 444 amino acids. NCBI's taxonomy places the organism in Eukaryota, Metazoa, Chordata, Actinopteri, Salmoniformes, Salmonidae. The transcript is spliced from 8 exons.